UAGAAGGCAUGGCGGCGUGCGUGCGUCGUUUUCAGCCUUGCAAUGCCGUACGCAUCGGCAACCUGCUGCACGUGGACGCCAGGACACGGCUGGACGACGAGUACAGGACGCUUUUCGAGGGAAGCCUCGCGGGAAAGGUCCGGACGACCGAAGCCGCCUCCGAGAAGGGAGCCGCGACCGCCAAGGACAUCGGAGACUCGACAAACCGCUGGGCCUCCGAGCUCACCGACGGCGCCGUGACGAGAGUCUUCGGAUGGCCGGGAGCCGCCGAAGCCGCCCCGAAUGCCCAGCAGGAACCCGCGAAGCACGCAGCAAGCACGGAGAUGACGGCGCAGCUGCCGGAGCCCCUGUCCACGUGCCUGGUAAACCUGGUGUACCUGAACGGCAGCUGGGAGGAAGGCUUCACGGGGGCGGGCGAGCUGCCCUUCUACGCCGAGCCCGACCGCGCCCAGAUGGUGCCCAUGAUGACGCAGCGCGGUGCCGAGAUGCCCUACGUGCGGCGGCCAUCUUUCUCGUGCCUGCAACUGCCGUUCGCCUGCCAAUCGUCGCACAUGGCGCUGUUCGUGCCCUCACUCCGGUCGGGCGGCGUGGAGCAGGAACUGCUGCCGGCCAUCGGACGAUGGAGCGACAUGAGGGCCGUGCUGGACGCGCUCGCCUGGAGCACUGACGUCACGGUCACGCUGCCUAAGGUGCUGCUCGAGUCGCCCACCAUGGACCUGCGCAAGUGCCUGAAGACGCUGGACCUCAACCGGUCUUCAUUCUCGACAGAUGUCUCCGGUUCGGCGCCAAACGCGACGGCAGAGGGCGGCGUCGCCGCCGCCUCCGAGGCGACGUCCAACGCCGCGAGCGUCUCCUCGGACGGCCGCGGCGCAAACGUCCAGAGCCUUCGAGUGGAAGGCCUGUACCACAAGGCGACGCUGGACCUGACCACCAGAGGUGGCAGGUCGCCUCCGGGAUUCUCCACCCUCCUGUCUCUUUGUUCGACGAUUCCGGCCAACGAACCGGUGCGGUUCCUCGUGGAUCGGCCCUUCGUGUUCGCCGUGCUCGUGGAAGGCCUCCUGCUCAUGGUAGGCCUCGUCAGGAGCGUCCACAGUAGGAACUAG
Messenger RNA from Rhipicephalus sanguineus (brown dog tick), 1103 nucleotides. Its product is annotated as serine protease inhibitor A3F-like. Gene Ontology annotation, molecular function: serine-type endopeptidase inhibitor activity. Lineage: Eukaryota; Metazoa; Arthropoda; Arachnida; Ixodida; Ixodidae. The coding region runs from base 9 to 1103 and encodes 364 amino acids. The record is from RefSeq and is a predicted model, not a curated record. The transcript is spliced from 4 exons.